GACCCGGAGCGCCCCCUCUCCGAGCAGGGCCGGGCCGAGGCGGCCUUCACGGCGCGCGGCGUGGCCGAGUUCCUCGGAGGCGAGGCGGGCGCCGCGGGCCCGGUGGAGGUGCUCCACAGCGGCAAGCUGCGCGCCGAGCAGACGGCCGCGGCCGUGGCGGGGCGGCUCGAGGCCGCUGGGCUCGAGGUCGCGCUGCGGCGGGCCGACGGGCUCGCCCCCAACGACCCGCCCGCCGCGGCGGCGGCGCUGCUCGAGGGCCUCGGCCCAGGCGCCGCGGUGCUCGUGGGGCACCUGCCCCACAUCUCGGGGCAUGGGGCGCCUCGCCGCGCAGCUGGUGGGCGCCCCUGCCGCCGCGGGCCGGCUCGGGGGCCUCUUCCACCCCGCGGCCGGCGUGGUGCUGCAGCGGGAGGCAGGGGCCGCCGCCUGGUCGGAGGCUGCGGAGGUGGUCCAGGGCUGCACCUGGUGGAUGGAGGCGCCCCCUCCGCCUGGGCAGGCGUGACGCCGAGCGCUGUGCCGUGCGCCGGGCCCGCGCGCCCGCGCCGAGGUCGGCCUCGCGAGCGCCGCUCGCCCCUCCUCUCGGCGGUGGCCGCUCGCGGCCGGCGGCCCGCGGGCGGCGGUGACCUCUGGGGCGCAGGCCUGCAGGUCGCAGCGGCCGAGGCCGCGAGGGCCUGGGCCUCCCGGGUGGGGUCCGAACUGCGCGGGGUCGGCGGAUCGCGCCGCAUUGCCGAUGCUUCGGCGAUGCGGCUCGGUGUGGAGCCCGAUUUCCUCGACACCGGCGUCGCCAAGGCAUUGGCGUAUCCGUCCACUCUCACCCCAUGCGGGAGGCCUCUAGAAGGCGAAGACAAUGUCGAUCAGGGAAAAGCAGGGCUGGAGUUUGCCAUUGCCAUACCUCGGGUUUGCAGCCUGUUUUCGACGGUUCUAGCGGUCUUGCCAUCUUCCUGA
Prorocentrum cordatum is the source of this 942-nucleotide messenger RNA. The record is from the annotation of a GenBank genome assembly. NCBI's taxonomy places the organism in Eukaryota, Dinophyceae, Prorocentrales, Prorocentraceae.